CUCAUUUUACGGUUUUUCCUGGGUUUUUCUUGGUUGUCACUCGGUUUUUCUUGGGUUUUCAACGGUUGUCCUUAGUUUUUCAAUAUGAAAAUCGAGGGAAAUGUACUCUUCGGGCUUUUUAUCAUCUCAUCCCUCGCCUAUGCUGGUUAUAUACAUCAACCGAUUUCAGUUAAUACAACCUUGAAUGCAACAGUUAACUUCACGUGUCAAGCAAGUGGUGUACAUUUGAUGAACUUUUUUGUCAAUGGCACACCAGCAAUUGAACGUUCCAUUGUGGACAAAGGUUUUUGGCUAAGUCAAAGUACAAGUAAUGGCAUUACUACGACUGUGUUAACUGUUUGCACGCAUGAGAUGAAUAACAAUACUAAUGUAUCAUGUCAAAUAGUCCCGGGUGAUAUUAAUAGCACUACUGCUACACUAAUAAUACAAGGUCUGUUAGCUAGUGUUGGUGAUUUAACAUAUACCUUUAUCAAUGGAUCUAGUGUACUAUUAUCAUGGACAGCACCUUAUACACUGGAUAAUGUACCUAUUACUGGAUAUCACAUUAAUGAUGGUUCUAUGAACUAUAUCACUAAUGAUACUUUCUUCAUAUUAUCAAGUAUUGAUCCUGACCCUUGUAAUUUGACAAAUGUAUUUGUGUCUGCUGGUAACAAAGCUGGAUUAGGUCUACCAAAUCAUAUCAGUUUUUAUUAUAAAAAAGUUCCUCCUCUAACUCCUACAGUAUCAGUAACUCCAGUAGUUAAUGAAAUGGACCAAUUGUCACUGAUUAUUACUAUUAAUGCUAGUGAAUUAUGUAUUGGAGAGUAUCCUGAUAAUAUAACAAUUGAUGUAUUGACAACUGAUGGUACAGUAGUGUACAGCAACAGUAUAUCACCAGAAAUUAAUAAUCAAUCAAUGAUUAUGACUGGACACAGUCCGCUCAUUUUACCUGAUACUCCGACUGUUUUCAUUAUUAAUGUAUCAUUGAGUAAUGAAGGAGGUGAAUUUAAUGAUGUAUCACCUUUUACUCUUGGCAUUCCUGGACCAGUUACUAAUAUUAGAUUAAUUAAUGACAGUUGCAGUGCUGUCACUAUUGCUUGGGACAGUCCUCAGUGCACAUAUAUACUCUGUGACGUGCUCUAUUACAAAUUGAGUAUUAAUGGCGCUCAGUUGUCUGUCAACAAUACUUACUUUACCUUUGAAGAUGAGAAUGUAUUCAAUCACCAUUAUAACAUCAUUGUCACUGGAGUUAAUGUGAUUGGGGAAGGAAUUGAUACCAAUGCUAUAAUUACAAAUGAAAAAGUCCCUGACCCUCCGCUAGAAGACACUACUUCACUUAAUGUAUCUAAUGAUACUAUGACUGUUCAGUACAAUAUAUCAGUUACUGUAGAACAUGUAUGUCUUGGUAGAGGUCCAAGGGAUGUUUAUGUUACUCUACAGUGUAAUGAAACUGGUUUUGUUAAUACCAGUGUUGAAUACAUUAGUGGACCAACGAAUAUAUUAGGAUCAUUUUUAUUACCUGAGAAUCAAUGGUGUAAUUUGACUAUUGUUUUUAGCAAUGAUGCUGGCAGUAGUGACCCAUUGAUACUAAAUAUAAUGGCUAUUAAUAUACUACCAAGUCCCUCUUCAACACCGAAACCAUCGGGUAAGCUACCAUGGUGGAUCUGGAUAUUUGUAGCUAUUGGUUGUGGGAUUUGUGUCAUAGCUACAGCUGCAUGUAUAUGCAUUAUAGCUGUAAUUAAAUGUAGAAAAGUUCAAAGAUCUAAAAGCCGAAGGGGUCAUAUGGCAUUCCCAGACUCUUUAAUAUCCAGCAAUCAAAAAUCAACUCGAACAUAUGAUAAAUAUGACCCACAACGACCUUUACAGGAUCCUAGUAGCAGCACUACUAUAAUUUUAGAUGCUGUUACAAGUGAUCCUCAGGUGACUGAUGCAUAUAUGGGAGGCUCUUAUCAAGAAGGAAAAGUCUUGGAGCCUGUCAAGUCACCUGAUAAAGAGGGAAAGCCUGUUUUUGAGACGCCAACUAAACCUAAAGAUAUGGGAGCAACAGUACCUAGUAUCAGCGGUAGCAUUGGCAGUAGUCAUGUAUUACAAGCACAAUUCGCAGACCAGCAGAAUCAAGAGAAGACCGACUGAGCCAGGGAGAGUAAUUCAAGUACUCACCCACUUAAAAGUAUAAAUAAAUUGUAUAAUUUUUCCAACAUUUUAACCUCACUUUGACUUUGUUGACUGAACUAUGAAUUGUUAUUAUUUUUGCUAUUCUUGAAUCACAUUAUGUAUUACUACAUUUUUAUCUCACUUUUGAAAUGUUUAAUUCUCAAUAA
Molecule: messenger RNA, 2300 nt
Organism: Amphimedon queenslandica
Lineage: Eukaryota; Metazoa; Porifera; Demospongiae; Haplosclerida; Niphatidae
Exons: 12
Coding region: 85-2112 (675 amino acids)
Molecular function (GO): protein binding
Source: RefSeq, a predicted model, not a curated record